GAACACAAAGCCGAAAGUACAAGCAGGACGGAAAGUGAAACCGGGCGCAGCCCCCAGUAUAAGACUCCCCCUGCCUGGGAGAUGGCUGUCCAAAGAGGCUGGGCCCCGCCAUGGGCCAGACGGCAGGCGACCUUGGCUGGCGGCUCAGCCUUUUGUUGCUCUCCCUGCUUCUGGCUCGAGCUGGUGUCUGGGGAUUCCCGAGGCCCCCAGGGAGGCCCCCCCUGAGCCUGCAGGAGUUGCAGAGGGAGUUCAAGGUCAGCCUGCAUCUCGCCAGGAAGCUGCUCUCCGAGGUUCGGGUCCAGGCCCAUCACUUUGCUGAAUCUCACCUGCCAGGAGUGAACCUGGACCUUCUGCCCCUGGGAGAACAGCUCCCCAACGUUUCCCUGACCUUCCAAGCCUGGCAUGGCCUCUCUGACCCAGAACGACUCUGUUUCCUCUCCAUGACAAUUCGCCCCUUCCAUACCCUGUUGGGCGAGCUGGGGAGCCAGGGGUUCUGGACCCGUUCAGAGAGGAUGCAGCUCUGGGCCAUGAGGCUGGACCUCCGAGAUCUGCAGCAGCAUUUCCGCUUCCAGGUGCUGGCUGCAGGAUUCAACCUCCCUGAGGAGGAGGAGAAUGAGGAGGGGAAGGGGCUGCUCCCAGGGGCUCUGGACAGCCCCUCACAGAUGUCAGCCCGGGUGUCCUGGCCCCGGCUCCUCUACACCUACCAGUUACUCCACUCCUUGGAACUUGUCUUGUCUCGGGCCGUGCGGGACUUGCUGCUGCUCUCCCAGACUGGGAGCCCAGCCCAGGCCUUGAGGUUCCCCACGCCCAGCUCCCAGCCCUGAUGGAGUGACUUCUUAGCCCCUUCCCUCCACCCAUCAGGACUUGAGGACGAGCGUCUGGGCCAACAGACAGCCUCCAGCUCAUCUGCCUUAGACAAGGCAUGACUCCACUGGUCUCCCGCCCCAGAGCCCACCCAAUAACUUAAGGCCCCUCCAGUCCUUGCCAGAUAUUUAUUUCUCAGAUAUUUAUUUAUUGUUUGGAAAAAUGGUUUAUUUAUUUUUGGGGGGGGCCUGCUAGUCAUCCUCCAACGAGGCUGCCACAUGGGUGCCUAAUAAAGCCCUCUCACCCUC
Messenger RNA from Hippopotamus amphibius kiboko, 1112 nucleotides. RefSeq names its product interleukin 27 (gene IL27). Gene Ontology annotation, molecular function: interleukin-27 receptor binding. The record is from RefSeq and is a predicted model, not a curated record. The transcript is spliced from 5 exons. Lineage: Eukaryota; Metazoa; Chordata; Mammalia; Artiodactyla; Hippopotamidae. Bases 111 to 824 code for a protein of 237 amino acids. Gene Ontology annotation, biological process: regulation of T-helper 1 cell differentiation; regulation of T cell proliferation.